CAAACUUGCAUCCACUUCCCAUAAACUAUUCCAUAAUUACAGCCAUGAACCUUUCGCUCACUCUGAGUUUCCGACCAACGGAGCCUUCUCUGUUUCACCGGAAAUCCUUCUCUCCGAUCAAGUAUCCACAAAAACAGCACGCACCCAUUUUUCAUCAACCAAAAUUGGACCCAAGAAGAACUCAGUUCAGGGUCACGGCUAAGAGACCGUCGCCAAUAGAAGGCUUAAGCGAAGAGAUGAGCGCCAUGGCUUCGCAGAAUCUAGACCAUGCGCCUGCUCGGAGACGAGUUCGGUCGGCAUUCGUUGACGUGCAUCAACAGCUUGAUCAUUGCUUGUUCAAGAUGGAUCAUGCUGGCAUCAGAACAGAGGAGUGGUAUGGAAGGAACUCAAAGGGCAUGGAAAUUUUCUGCAAAAGCUGGUUGCCAAAACUAGAUGUUCAAAUCAAAGGUGCUUUAUGUUUUUGCCAUGGGUACGGUAGCACUUGCACAUUCUUCUUUGAAGGUAUCGCUAAGCGAAUUGCUGCAUCUGGGUACGCUGUAUAUGCUGUGGACUAUCCAGGUUUUGGUCUUUCUGAAGGGUUGCAUGGUUACAUCCCAAACUUUGAUGAAUUGAUUGACGAUGUUAAUGAACAAUUUACUAAUAUCAAAGGAAGACCUGAAGUGAAAGGUUUGCCCUGCUUUAUAAUGGGAGAGUCCAUGGGUGGAGCUGUCACUCUCAAGAUUCAUCUAAAAGAACCGUCUAAAUGGGAUGGAGUAAUCCUUGUAGCUCCAAUGUGUAAAGUAAGCUCCUUCUCUUUCUUUGUUUUUUGUUUAGUUUUCACUACCAAAUUGUGUUUCCGUGUUUACAUGACGCAGAAAAACCUCUUUCCCCAGAAAGACAUGGCUGGCCUAAGCUACAGAGAUCCGAGAAAGAGAAAAACGGCUGGUUACAAUGUGAUUUCUUACAAAGACCACAUGCGAUCAAGAACAGCUGUGGAACUGCUGAAGGCCACAAGUGAUAUAGAAACACAGUUGGAUAAGGUUUCAGGGCCAUUGCUAAUUCUUCAUGGAGCGGCAGAUAAGGUGACCGAUCCUUUAGUGAGCCAGUUACUUUAUGAGAAGGCCUCUAGCAAGGAUAAAACUUUGAAGCUCUAUCAAGAUGGUUAUCACUGCAUUCUUCAAGGGGAACCUGAUGACAGAAUUUUUACUGUCCUAGAUGACAUUGUAACAUGGCUUGACUUUCGGUGCUCCCCUAAUUAAAAUUUACAGCAUCCUUUCACAUUUUCCUUUUAAGAUUUUGAUAAGAUGCCAGUGCUUGAAUU
This is a messenger RNA of Prunus mume (Japanese apricot), 1300 nucleotides long. The record is from RefSeq and is a predicted model, not a curated record. Lineage: Eukaryota; Viridiplantae; Streptophyta; Magnoliopsida; Rosales; Rosaceae.